Molecule: messenger RNA, 971 nt
Organism: Mandrillus leucophaeus (drill)
Lineage: Eukaryota; Metazoa; Chordata; Mammalia; Primates; Cercopithecidae
Gene: YIPF7
Product: Yip1 domain family, member 7
Exons: 6
Biological process (GO): endoplasmic reticulum to Golgi vesicle-mediated transport; vesicle fusion with Golgi apparatus
Cellular component (GO): trans-Golgi network; membrane
Source: RefSeq, a predicted model, not a curated record
AUGGGCUACAGCCACCAGUGCGGGAAGCAGAAGCCUUUAGAUGACCAGUUAUUUUACAUUUUUGGACUAAAGUUAAAUUUUAAACAACAAGCUGGUGAGCAGCCUCAGCCUGCCUCUUUUGUUCCAUCAGAGACUCUCAUGUCACCAGGUUAUGCAGGACAAUUUUUUCAGCCAGCAUCCAACUCAGAUUAUUAUUCACAAUCUCCUUACAUUGACAGUUUUGAUGAAGAGCCUCCUUUGCUAGAAGAUAAGUUAAGGAAGUAACUUGGAAUCCAUUUUGAUCACACAUGGCAAAAAACUUGGACAGUGUUAAACCCAAUGAAGCCAGCAGAUGGCAGUAUUGUGAAUGAAACGGACCUCACUGGACCCAUUCUUUUUUGUAUAGCCCUGGGAGCCACCUUGCUUCUGGCAGGAAAAGUUCAGUUUGGUUAUGUGUAUGGCAUGAGUGCCAUUGGUUGCCUUGUGAUUCAUGCCUUACUGAAUCUGAUGAGCUCUUCAGGGGUGUCAUACGGCUGUGUGGCCAGCGUGCUGGGUUACUGCCUGCUCCCCAUGGUCAUCCUGUCUGGCUGCGCCAUGUUCUUUUCAUUGCAGGGCACCUUUGGAACCGUAUCAUCCCUGGUGAUCAUUGGCUGGUGUAGUCUCUCAGCUUCCAAGAUCCUCAUUGCAGCCUUGCACAUGGAAGGACAGCAGCUUCUUGUUGCCUACCCUUGUGCCUUACUUUAUGGACUUUUUGCCCUCCUAACAAUUUUCUAAAGAAUGUUUGAGACAGCAUUUCAAGACUCUAUUUGCUUGCUGUCCAGAUUAUUUUGGAAAUAAAUUAACAUUCAAAUUUGAUGAUAUGAUUUUUGUUUUAUUGCUUUUGAAAGAGUAAUAAGCAGAGAGACAAAGCAGCACUUAAGGGUGGUGCUCUAAUAGCCCAUUGAUUUGAAUGAUGUUUUGCUUUUGAGUUUGGUGCAUUAAAACAUUUCAAA